AUGCGGGCAGCACCGAAUUCGUCGCAGCACCGACACGAGUUGGUGGAGCGUUUACUCGGCCUGUCCACCGCCUCUUUUGGCGACCAGUUGCAGCUUGUUGGCCGCCUGUGCGACACCCCGCUGCCAACGCUGGAGGAGGCCCUGCUGCAGGUGUCCCACGUCUGCAUCACCCACAGUGAGCCGGAGGUGCAGAACCUGCUGCGCAACUUCAUGCUGUCGCUGGCUGCCAAGUCGUUUAUCGCCGCUCUGCGAUUGUCGUGGGCGGUGGACUCGGUGUGGGGCAUCUUCUCCGCGCUGGGCCUCGGGGACCGCGUGAAGGAGGUCCAGGACAAGAUUGAGAGCGUCGCGAUUAACCAUAGAGGAGGGGCCGCCAGAGGAGGCGGGAACCACGCGGACGUGACGGAGGCGGAGGUUGGGCGGAAGGAGAUGCGGCUCAAGCUGUACAACGACGAGAGGCAGUUUCUCAGCAUUAUCACCGGCUGGAGCGCACAGCUGUGCCAGUACCCGGACAGGCGCAGGCGCCAAACUGAGUUGCGAAGGAAACUGCACGAACUCAACAAGACACUGGGCACCCAGGCACUUAUCUACCCCUUUGGUGGCGUCGACGAUCCCGUCAAGUGGAUCGUAAACGUCGCGGUGGAUGAGUCUGUUGUUUUCUCUUCGCGUGAGCGGGCCCCGUUUUUGCUUCGCUGCGAAGUCGUCUUUGAUGACACCACGACGAUGCGUGACCCAAUGGCGUCCAAGUUGCGCCUGCCCAAUGGCUCCUUUAGAAUAACGCGGGACUUCGAUGAGGUGUUCGCCCCGUCGCCCACGCGGCGAGGCCGGGGCGAGGAGAAGGCGGGGAUGAGUGAUGGGGCUGCGCAGGGCAGAGGAGAGCGCGGCGCCUUUGCGUGCGCGUUUGGGGAAACACCGGAGGAACGCGUCGCACGCCUGCGCAAAACAGCUCUCUUUGGGAAGCACCCCAACUGGGACAUAGCCUCCAUUUUUGUCAAAGCCGGAGAUGAUCUGCGACAGGAGGAAUUGGCUUUGCAGCUGAUCAGUGUCUUUAACCAGAUUUGGGAGGAAGCCGGACUCACCUGCUCAGUUCGCCCGCAUCGAGCCCUUUCUGUUUCCACGGAUUCGGGGGUGAUAGAGUGCAUAGAUGGUGCCUGCUCAAUCGACGGGAUCAAAAAAGCAUGCUCGGUUACAAGCCUGGCACAGUUCUUUAAUGAGGCCUUUGGACCAGUGGGUUCCGAGAGGCAUUCCAGAGCAGCGGCGAAUUUUGUGGAAACCAUGGCAGGGUACAGCAUUGUUACCUACAUGCUGCAGAUCAAGGAUAGACACAAUGGCAACCUGAUGCUUACAAGCGAGGGACAUCUGGUUCACAUUGACUUUGGGUUUAUGCUCGUGACGUCGCCUGGUGGGAUCAAUUUCGAAUCCGCCCCCUUUAAGCUUUCACAGGACCUCAUGGAGGUGCUGGGCGGCGUGGAAAGUGAUAUGUUUAGCUACUUUAAGGUGUUGCUGUAUCAAGGCAUGGUGGCGGUGCGGGAGCGUGUGGAGGACAUUUUGGGCCUCGUCUCGCUCAUGACCCCCUAUAACACCAUGCCGUGCUUUGGGAGCGAUCCCGUUAGCGCAGUUCAGCAGCUGCGCUCCCGUUUUCGCUUUGACUUGGAGACCGAGACGGAUUUUGCCCUCUACGUGAAGGAGCUCGUUGCGGAAAGCGUCGAUAACUGGCGCACGCGGCGGUACGAUCAGUUUCAAACCCUUCAGAACGGCAUACUCUGA
Messenger RNA from Trypanosoma conorhini, 1764 nucleotides. RefSeq names its product putative phosphatidylinositol 4-kinase. The coding region runs from base 1 to 1764 and encodes 587 amino acids. Gene Ontology annotation, biological process: phosphatidylinositol phosphate biosynthetic process; phosphatidylinositol-mediated signaling. Gene Ontology annotation, molecular function: 1-phosphatidylinositol 4-kinase activity. Lineage: Eukaryota; Euglenozoa; Kinetoplastea; Trypanosomatida; Trypanosomatidae. The record is from RefSeq and is a predicted model, not a curated record. The transcript has a single exon. Gene Ontology annotation, cellular component: membrane; cytoplasm.